Lathyrus sativus (Indian pea) is the source of this 396-nucleotide messenger RNA. NCBI's taxonomy places the organism in Eukaryota, Viridiplantae, Streptophyta, Magnoliopsida, Fabales, Fabaceae. The record is from the annotation of a GenBank genome assembly.
AUGGUGGCCUUCUCGGUCACGUUCCUAGAGAACCAUGAUACAGGGUCUACACAAGGUCACUGGCCGUUCCCACGAGAUAAGCUCAUGCAGGGAUAUGCAUAUAUCUUGACUCAUCCUGGAACUCCUGUUAUAUUUUAUGACCAUUUCUAUGAUUUUGGCAUCCACGAUGUAAUAACCGAGUUGAUUGAGGCACGAAGACGGGCAGGGAUCCAUUGUCGAAGCUCUAUCAAGAUAUACCAUGCAAACAAUGAAGGCUACGUAGCUCAAGUUGGCGAUGUGCUAGUUAUGAAGCUUGGUCAGUUUGAUUGGAAUCCCUCGAAGGAAAACCGUUUGGAAGGGAGCUGGCAGAAGUUUGUUGACAAAGGAUCAGACUAUCAAGUGUGGUUGAGACAAUAA